Messenger RNA from Aegilops tauschii subsp. strangulata, 2431 nucleotides. RefSeq names its product LEAF RUST 10 DISEASE-RESISTANCE proteinUS RECEPTOR-LIKE PROTEIN KINASE-like 2.4. Gene Ontology annotation, biological process: protein phosphorylation. Gene Ontology annotation, molecular function: protein kinase activity; ATP binding. The record is from RefSeq and is a predicted model, not a curated record. NCBI's taxonomy places the organism in Eukaryota, Viridiplantae, Streptophyta, Magnoliopsida, Poales, Poaceae.
AUUCAGAGGUCGUCUCUGGCAAAAUAAACAAAGACCACUUUACUACUCACUCCUCACACACAUAGAGGUCGACUUCGCUUUGGUCUCGGUCGAUCUUUCUUAGUAGCAGAGGAAUGACCACCCACGCUCUCGUCUCCAUCGCCGUGCUCCUCGUCGUCUGUGCAGCCCCGGGAGCGCUCGCGCAGACAGUGCAGGUAUGGUCCUUGUGCUCGCCGGUGAACUACACCGCGGGGAGCGCCUACGGGGCCAGCCUCCGCGGCGUGCUCAGGGACGUGGUCGCCGCCGCCGGCCGCUCCCGCGACGGCUACGCUACCGUGUUCCGCAGUCAGCAGGUGAAGGAUGGCGCGCCGUACGGGCUGGCCUUGUGCUACGCGGACGCCGGCCCGCCGGAGGUGUGCCGGCUGUGCCUGCGCAUGGCGGCCGGGAACGUGACGCUGGCGUGCCCGCGCGCUGCGUCCGCCAGCAUGCUGUACAACAACUGCCUGGUCCGGUACGCGGACCCGGCGGCGGACGGGAGGAAGCUCGCGCGGCCGGAGCCGGACACGGUGCAGAGGUUCUCCUUCUACAACGGCAACAUGACCAGCGCCGGCGAGGCCGACAGGUACGGCGCCGCGCUCAAUCGGCUCAUGGACCGCCUCGCUCCCGCCGCCGCCGAGGCCGGAGCGAACGGCCAGCCGCGUCCGCUUGCCGCGUUCGGGCAGACCAACAUCACCGCCGACGAGAGCCUUUACGGGUUCGCGCAGUGCGUGGCGGGCCUGUCCCCCGCCGACUGCCGCCUCUGCCUCCAGAGAAUCGCCGCGUCGUUGCCCAUGACGAAAGGAGGGCGGGCCUACUCGCUGACAUGCUACACGAGGUUCGAGGUGGUGCCCUUCUACAUGCCGCCCAACACAGCCAGGAUCGUCGUGGCUCCGGCGCCGGCGCCGGCGCCGUCGUCCCCCUCAAGAGCUUCGAAUCGUCGCAAGUUGGGCAUAAUUGUGGGAGUUUCGGCCGUUGCAAUAAUUGUUUUGGUCGCGACGUGCUCCAUUAUUGCUCUGAAGAUUCACAGAAGUGGAAGAUCUCCAUUUCCGUCAUUGACAGGAAAGGACUACAACGACCGUAGGGACAACAUCAAAAAAAUAUUGGGCAACUACGGCUCACUAGCUCCCAGGAGGUACAAAUUCUCACACCUCAAGAAAGUAACCAAAUCAUUUGGUGAAAAGCUAGGGCAGGGUAGCUAUGGCAUGGUAUACAAGGGCACCCUAGCAAAUGGCCGCCAUGUCGCUGUCAAGUUCCUUCAUGACACGACCGGAAAUGGAGAAGAAUUUGUAAAUGAGGUCAUCAGCAUUAGAAGGACAUCCCACGUCAAUGUUGUCACUCUGCUUGGUUUCUGUUUGGAGGGUUCAAAGAGAGCUCUCAUCUAUGAUUAUAUGCCUAAUGGGUCAUUGGACAAAUUCAUCUACACCGAGAAUUCGAAACAAGCUCUUGGAUGGGAGAUACUAUAUGAGAUCGCAACGGGCAUCGCGAGAGGAUUGGAGUAUCUUCACCGAGGGUGUAACACACGAAUCAUACACUUUGACAUCAAGCCCCAAAACAUCCUCCUGGACCAGGACUUCGUCCCGAAGAUUGCCGAUUUUGGUCUGGCGAAGUUGUGCAACCCCAAGGAGAGCUACCUAUUGUCGAUGGAUGGCAUGAGGGGUACGGUCGGGUUCAUAGCGCCUGAGGUCUUCUCGAGGCGGUUCGGGGUCGUGUCGACAAAGUCGGAUGUGUACAGCUUCGGUAUGGUGCUCUUGGAGAUGGUCGGUGGAAGGAAGAACUUGCGAGCAAGUGUUGAGAGGGAAAGUGAGGUGUACUUCCCGGAUUGGGCUCACAGUCACCUCGCACAAUUUGGGAGCUUGCAACCAUUUGACUUGGGAUUUGAUGGACCUGAAGAGAUCGCAAAGAAGAUGGCCACUAUCGGGCUGUGGUGCAUACAAAUAUCGCCGGCGUCUCGCCCGACGAUGAGCAAGGUUCUGGAAAUGUUUGAGAAGAGCGCCGAUGAACUCGAGAUACCGCCAAAGCAGUUCAUCUACUCACCUAUACAGGAUGACUCAGAUGAACUACAGAAGGAGAGCAGGGUUUCUAUGGACACUAGCAGAACUAGCUAGCUAGGCCAGUUCCUGGUUUAGAUGAAGUACCUCAGGCAUGGCGAGUUGCCAUGGACAUUGUUUCGCAAGUCUCAAGGGAGGACAAGAAGAAGAAAUAUUAAGUAGUGCCCACUAGUUACAGAUCCUCUGUUCCGUUUCAAGGCCAAUAAGCUCAGGUGCUAGCCGGUCGACCUUCUGCGUGUGACAAAAAAGACUGUCCAUUCAGUUAAUAUUAAGAACGUUAGUCCGUCACACACCUCAUUAUACAAACAGCCAAAGUUUGGUAGUUUAGACUUCUGAAACGUAUGAAUAUUCCAACAUUUGAUUCA